AUGAAGAAUUCUGGAGUUGGGCACAACAAACCUUCAUUGUCAUUAAAAGGCAACAUUUCGAGAAAUUGGGAGAAUUGGAUUGUCAAUUUUAAAAUUUACUUGAGAGCCAGUGGGUUGGAAGAUGAAAAUGAGAAUAGGAAGGUGAGAAAUUUUCCGCCAGUUCAGCGAGCUGCAAUACCCAGUCCUGAAAAAUGGAAUUCCAAGUCACGUUGGAGAAGUGUAAACGUAGAAUCGAGAAAAAAUAUUAAAAGAAAGCGAAAAAGAGACCUAGGUCUAUCAUACAUCAACAAAAAAGGAAACGAAAUAGAAAACAGAAUACUGGGAUCACCAUGUCGAUGCAAGAAAAACUGCCGACAAAAGUUACAAGGAAAAGAAGAAGAAAUAUUCCACUCGUUUUGGAAUAUGGGUAACUAUGACCUUCAAAAUGCGUAUCUUUUUUCUUCUAUAAAGUCAACAUAUCCCAAAAGAAGAUACAGAAAAAAAACUAAAAAAGAAGUAUCUGGCAGAAAGUGUACAAUUUUGUACCACAUCAAAGUUAAUGGUGAAGAUAUAACUGUUUGCAAAGCAGGAUUUUUUGCAGUAUACGGGUUAUAA
Messenger RNA from Psylliodes chrysocephalus, 594 nucleotides. Lineage: Eukaryota; Metazoa; Arthropoda; Insecta; Coleoptera; Chrysomelidae. The record is from the annotation of a GenBank genome assembly.